This is a messenger RNA of Triticum turgidum subsp. durum (durum wheat), 765 nucleotides long. The record is from the annotation of a GenBank genome assembly. Lineage: Eukaryota; Viridiplantae; Streptophyta; Magnoliopsida; Poales; Poaceae.
AUGAGACGACUGUACAAUAUGUCCACUUCUGCCAUCAUAUGCUCAAAGUGGAUAGGUACCAGGGACAGAAAGACAAAGAGGCAUAUAUUGAAACACGAGCAGCCACAAGUAGUGCUCACUACUAGUCCCCUGACCUUUCUUGGAAAAUUUCUCCCUGCUGGGGAAACAGUAAAAAGGGAGGAGAAAAGGAAAAAUAGAGAGAUAAUGAGUUCAUCGUGGACAGCAAAACAGAACAAGAUCUUUGAGACGGCACUAGCGACGUAUGACGAGGACACACCAGACCGCUGGCAGAAGGUGGCACGAGCAGUCGGUGAUGGGAAGUCAGUCGAUGAAGUGAAGAGGCACUAUGAAGAGCUGCUGAAGGACCUGCAUCACAUUGAGUAUGCAGGAGGCCGUCGCGGAUCCCUCUACAACAUCUCCGGCGCUAGCAGUAGCAACAGCAACUCCUGGGGCAGUGCCAAUGAGGACCACAGUGUCUGGGUGUGCCUUGAUUAUCUGUAUCUUGGGCUAUCUGAAAUCAAUCAAAUUAUUAUGCUUGUGAGAGAAAUAGGCAGGAUAAGGACACCAGUGAUGGUGUUCCUCUUGGAAGGUUGCUCUUUGCAUUCCUCUGCAAAGAGGGAAUGGCCUCAUUCCUACCACUCCCUGCACAGUGGAGAAGGUACCUCAAUCCUCAGUGAACGCGAUCUUGGAGGAGCUGAUCCGAAGCCUAUUGCCGCGGCACUGCUCUUGCCAGCAAAACCGAAACAAAUAACCGAGUCUCCCUGA